Messenger RNA from Drosophila persimilis, 560 nucleotides. RefSeq names its product gametocyte-specific factor 1 homolog. Bases 4 to 525 code for a protein of 173 amino acids. The transcript has a single exon. The record is from RefSeq and is a predicted model, not a curated record. NCBI's taxonomy places the organism in Eukaryota, Metazoa, Arthropoda, Insecta, Diptera, Drosophilidae.
AUCAUGGAACAUCUCUGCGAAAAAGAUAUGAUCACCUGCCCGUACAACCGGGAGCAUGUGAUGCUGCGCAAAAAGUAUCAGCAGCACAUUUUGAAAUGUCGUGAGAUCUACAAAGACAAGGUGGAGCUUCUUGAGUGUCCCUUCAACAAGGGGCACCUGGUACCAAAAUUGGAGUUCCACCAACAUUUCAAAUCCUGUGAUGAUCGCAAAAUAAUUGUGCAACAUCUAAACAGCGAGGAACCGGAUGUGCGCCCCGACACAAGACAUGAGAAAAUUGAAGCCGACGAGAACUGGGACGAUGAUCGGGUGGAGGACUACAAUCCGCAGGUGUAUUGUGCUCAGGCAAAUAUCAUACGCGAACCGCGCGGCCUGUUCCCGGCCCAGCGCAAGGCAUUCGUCAAGGAGGAGGAACGUCGUCGUCGCGGCGAUGCUGAACAGCCGGGCACGUCCAAUUCCCCGGCUGAAAAUCGUCCAACGCCGCACCACCACAAGGAGCGGCUGCAUUCGAAACGCUCUUCGAAAUAAAUGAAGUAUUUUUUUGUAUACUCAACACCAACACC